AUGUCCUGCUCCACACACUCACAGACACGACCCCGCGACCAGGCUCCGUCACCAGAAACUCCUCGCCGUGCCUCAGCCAAGCGAACGUACAAUGAUAUGGACGACAAUCGUAGUGAGACAUCGGAGUAUCUGCCUGUCAAGAAGGGCAAGAAGCGUGCAGCCUCGGUGAUCACGAGAUCGGACCCGGUCGAGAGCUCAUCUACGGCAGAGAGGCGGAAGAGGAAGCGACAGAGGCGGGAUUCUGCUGCCGCUGAUAGUCCACCCACGGGCGCGAAGGAGGACCUCGAGCUGUUACUUACGCAAGGUGCUCCGACAGAUGGUUUGGAUGCCACAGUCAAGCACGCGAGACGUGCCAGACACGCCAAACGACGAGAGACUGCGCUUCAACAGCUCGAACGUCUGCAGUCGGAAAAUGCGAGGCUUGCAGAGCGACUCGCCAAGUCUGCUGACGAUGUCAAGAAAGCACACCUUGAUAGCCUACUGCGUACCGAUGGCGAGGAGAAGAAAUAUGAGGAGCUGAACCGGAAGCAUAGAAGACUCCAGGGCUUGUACAGCGAAAAGAGCCAACUUCUCGAGGAGAAGUCGGCUCUGGUGCCUCAAUUGGAGACGGCGCUGAAAAGCACCAAGGAUAGCGUAGUCAGUCUGCGAGUCAGCGUCACGAACCUUAUGUCGCAGGUAUCGAAGCAUGACCGGGAGGUGAUGGGAUAUGAGGAUGCGAUGAAAACUGCUCAGGAGGAUAUCGAGGCGCUGAGAAGGAUCGAGAUUGAUGUGCGGGCUGAGCAGGACCGAGCGGAGGAGAAGUAUGAUACUUUGCCACCUGCUUAUGGCAGCCUGCCCGAGCCCGAACCCAGGUAUCAUGGAGUCGUGCCUCACGAGGCUGUGGAUAGUGGCGCCCUCAACAUCGCGAACCUUAAGCACACGGUACGGACAGAGUUUGUGGCAAACGUGAAGAUGUUCCGGAAGAUGCAGGAUAGUCUUCGGAGCAAGGCCAUCGGCUGCAUCGAACAUAACAACGCCGACGGAGCAUACAUUCGAGGUGUGCAUGAGGCCUUUGGAGACGCUUGCAGGAAUGUAGGAGCAGUUAUGGAUCGCGCUGUUGUGGCUAUAGGCGAUUUUACGUCACUCAGGGCCAUCGUUCAUGGUGAGGAGCCAACGGGUGGGCUCACUAUCGCAGCCGCUUUUCGUGAAGAGCUACAGAAGUCGGAAGCUUGCCACGGCUUCGUCGCAGACAGGACCGCUAAGCUCCUUCUAGACCUCGCACUCCGUCUCGUCUCCGCCCUGGAACUUCGACCUUUGCAUGUUGGUGCUGCGUUUGGCUACGAGGAGAAGAAUGAAAUUGCCUUGGUCUGGUCCUCUUUCGAUGCCACACUUUCCAAGUCUCUUCGCUGCCUCUCCAAGGUGACCGGCGGCACUACUUCUUCUCGGAUCAUCGAGACCUGCAUUCAACUUCAAACGUACCUGGCUCAGGUCAAGGCGCUGCAGGAGGUCAUGGGAAGUGUGAGCUUAAGGACAGGGGUGGGGUACUAUGGAUCCUUUGCAAGAUAUGGGGAGGGCAAGUAUCUUGGUGAGACUUCCGAGUGGCUUGUGGACCAGCUUGAAGUGUGGAGGACCAUCGCGGCGAAGACGGCAGAUGAAGAGGCGCUGGCGAGGAGGGAAAGCGAGCACGCAAGCUUGAUACCUGCAACACUGACGGAACUUAUGAUUUCGAGUCCGCCACCAGAACAGGAUCCUGAGGCCAAUCGCAACGUGCCGGCUACCAUGCACACCCGUACACUAAGUUCAUUGGCGCUGCAUGAGGAAAUCACUGCCGCCACGGAUGACGUCGUUGCUCAGCAUGCCACCACACGACAAGAUGCUCAGGCCGUCCACGAUGCACCAGCCACUACCCAGUCUCCUACAAGGAGCCCGUCCGUAGUCCGUGGUAUGAUUACGGCUGCGCAGCAACGACUCCACAACACACGAGAUGGACAGGAUGAAGAAGCGGAAAUCUCUAGCGUUGGCACGCCUCACAACAGCGACGACGAUGGUGACGAGCUGGCACAUGACGGCUCCAUAGUUGAUCCUGUUGGCGAGCGUGGGUCACGUAGAGCAUUGACGAGGCGUUGUUCGCGCUUACGGUCUUUUGCUCAGCGUGGGAAUAACAGUCGUCCACGUCGUCUGACGCCUAUGGAGAGGCACGAUGAGGAGUUCAUGUCUGAUACACUAUCCAACAGUGAUAUUGGCGACAUGGCUGACGAGGCUUUUGGGUCUAGUGACGGGGAGCGUGUAUAA
Molecule: messenger RNA, 2271 nt
Organism: Recurvomyces mirabilis
Lineage: Eukaryota; Fungi; Ascomycota; Dothideomycetes; Mycosphaerellales; Teratosphaeriaceae
Exons: 1
Coding region: 1-2271 (756 amino acids)
Source: RefSeq, a predicted model, not a curated record